AGAGAGAGCCAAUAAUUUUCUCCAUCAAUCUUCCUCUAUCUUUUUUUUUUUCCUUUGAAUCCCAAAAUCAAAGGAAAAAACAGAAAAAAUAUCAAUACCCCUUUUCCCCUGUUUUUUUCUUUUUGCAAGUUCCUCCAAUUCUUUAUAAUAAAAAGAUGGGUUGUGGGGAAUCAAAGCACGCAGUUGCAACGGAGAACGCCACCAUUCCUAAGAACAAGAGAUCAUUGAGUUCUAAAUCUGAAUCCACAAAGAGUGAAAAUGUCGUAAAAACUGAAAAUGGGGUUGCAGAGAUUGGUAGUGAUGAAAAAGUGGAGGAGGAGAAGGAGUUGAUUGCACCGAAAGUGGUGGCUGUGGAAAAAGAGAAGUCUGAGAAGAAAGAAAUGGUGGAAUUGGAAAAGGCGAAAGAAGAGAAAGUUGUAGAGACGAAGAAUGAAACAAUCCAUGUUGCUGUUGUAGAGAAGAAGAAUGAAAAUGAUGAAACAACAGCCCCUGUUUCUGUUGUAGAGAACGAUGAAACUACUCCGGUUGCUGUUGUAGAGAAGAAGAAUGAAAAUGAGGAAACAGUCCCUGUUUCUGUUGUUGCUGUUGUGGAGAAGAAAGAAUCUGUUGAAGAAAUUAAAGUAGAAGAGAAAACUGAGGAGACCAUCAAGCCAAUUGAAGAAGUGAAAGAAAAAGAGAAGGAAGAAGUUAUUGCUAUUUCUGAGGCCACAGAUGCUGCUAAACCAGAAACUGUCAAGGAUGAUGAUAAACCAGAGACCGAGGAAAAGCCAAAAGAGGAGAAUGCAACUGAAACAUCAGACUCAAAAACAGAUUAAAGUGCAAGCAUGGGAAUAUGGAAGAAGAGUGUUUAUUAGUUAAAUCCUUGCUUUUUAAAGCUUGUUGUAAUUUCCACCUUAAGUAUACAUAUUUGUUCCAUGAUCUGUUUUCAUCUCUUCUGCUUAUAUACAUCCCAUUUCAUCUAAAUCUACAUUUCUUUUUGGGGAUUUCUUUAAA
Molecule: messenger RNA, 993 nt
Organism: Solanum verrucosum
Lineage: Eukaryota; Viridiplantae; Streptophyta; Magnoliopsida; Solanales; Solanaceae
Exons: 3
Coding region: 156-815 (219 amino acids)
Source: RefSeq, a predicted model, not a curated record